AAAAGUCCAAUUUCAAAAAUUGACGCGAGGACAAGGUUGACAUCGAUGUCGCAGUCACUAGCGUCGUCUUCGCAUGCAUGUAGCUCACCCGCGAAGGCUCCAACCGUUCCACCAACUGGCAUGCGCUCACCCACAAAGAUCCGCACUCCGAUCAAAUUGGUGCGGCCACGAGAGACCCACUGGGCGUCGAGAGCGAAGGACGUGAAGAAGAGACAACUCGAUUCUGGGGAAAGUCAUUCGGAGAGCGCACUGCCACUCCCCAAGCGCCUUAAACUGAGCCACACAGAGCCCACUAAACAGGGUGGAACACAAGCUCCAAACACUGAAGUGCCUGGUGCUAGAGGUACUGAAGAAAAGCUACAGGAGGCUAAAGAAGUUGAGGGUAACAGAGGUUACGCCGAUGCGUUGAGCCGCAAAGUGGAGGUAGCUCAAUGCCUCGAGAAAGACCUGCUGCGUGACAAUGCUCGAAUGAGGCUCAAGAUAUUGAAUUUGAGGGACGAGGUGGACUUUUACUACGGACUUCUCACUAAGAUUGAGCUUCUAGCGGCUGAUAAGAAUCGGGAGAAUACAGGCAAGAGUAACCAGGAGCAGGAACAGGUUACGAAACUAGCAGAGCAGUUGCGACGUAUUAUCAGCGCGUCCAAAGCCGUGGACGGGAUCGUGGAAGUGCGUAAUGGAGGUGGUGUGGAGCAUGAGUGAUGCUGUUGUGAGGGUUAUGGUGAGGGUUACGCGAUACAGAUCACCACGAGAAAUGGUAUCGUUGACCCUAGUGAACGAGUCCAGCGGAACCUUGUUGAUUACAGGUUUACGUUGUGGGUUUGGCGAGGAAAGUUAUGUAUUCAGGGGCUCCUGGGACUUGCGCAUUGUCUGAAGUGAGCAACAAGCCUUGGAGGGGGUCACGUACAAGCACUUAUCCUGAUCAAUACAGUAUUUUACCUCAUGGAGUCCCAAGAUGAAAAAAUGAUGUGAGCUUGAGAGUGGAUAAGAGAGUGAGGAGCAGUGCACUCGCAUCGACGAACGCUUUGAUGACACCAUCUACAGUCACAACAGCACAAGUCCAGCAAACAACGAUGAAGAGACUUUCCAACGUACCUCACGUGCAGGCUGCGAAUUACAGCGAGUAUACCAGCCAUUUUGACGACAUAUUAGCUCGAAGACAUGGCGUAACGCGUCAAGACUCGAUUUUGCAAGUUUCUUCGAAGUUAUAGAAGUUGGCUCACUAAGAGGAACGCAAGAUAGUCUGCGAAUGUAUUGACGUGUCCAAGUUGCCUGACGGAAUGCGUUUGUAUUCCCUGGUGCUCUUUACAUACCUCACAAACAUGACUGCCUUCCCGAUUCGCCGCUUGAGCUGUUCGACUGAGUACUUACAGUAUUCCAUUUCUUGAACAUGUCGAACCGGAACCGCUCGUCUCGUAGCAUCUUGUACAGACUCUUUUCGGUGAAGUAUUGCCAAUCCCACAGCCUAUUGAUGCCAGCAAUGGCUCUAUCUUCAUCGUCUGCGCCAGUAUCGAUAUCCACGGUGAGGCGUCGCAAAUGCCUCUUGUGCUUAUUGUAUCUGUCCCUUUGUUGCUGGCCAAUACCAUCAGCGGGUUUUUGGUUUCCCAGUUACACUGGGUUGGAUGCACCAGAGGCUACCGAUGCAACGAUGCAAGAUGAAAGAAGAGCGGCCACAAUCACUAUAAUACCAGGAAGUGCCCGGGACGCAUAGCGAGUGUGUGUGGCUUGAACGGGCUACGGAAAGCCAUUUGCAAAGUGACACUAAGAGCACAGCGUACGAUACCGCUAUCGACAAAUAGGGGCUGUAUCAAAU
Messenger RNA from Phytophthora nicotianae INRA-310, 1810 nucleotides. RefSeq lists its product as hypothetical. Bases 46 to 699 code for a protein of 217 amino acids. NCBI's taxonomy places the organism in Eukaryota, Oomycota, Peronosporomycetes, Peronosporales, Peronosporaceae. The transcript has a single exon. The record is from RefSeq and is a predicted model, not a curated record.